CCACAAGAGGCAGCAAUUCAGCUGCUUUCAUAGACCAAGAUGUUACUGGCUGACUGAUGUCCUGGAGAGAUGUACCACAGUGAGGGGCACUAGCAAGGUGAAGACUUCCAAUUCCCAGAGGCUUUUGAUUGACCACCCAGUGCUAUCCAAGCUUGAUUAGAACAUUGAUGUUUUAAAGAUACCUAGCAAAGUGUGUGAAAAGUGUGGUCAGGCUGGACCUCUCCUGGGAUCCGUGAUGGAGAAUAACUCCAAUAUGGUCACUGAGGAUGAUAAUCCUCUUCCACCUUGUACAGAGAACUUGUGCUCCUUUUUCUCCAUUCAAAUACUCAUCCCUAUGACUGUGAUCAGCCUAGUGAUCAUGGUGGCCGGGAUCAUAGGAAACACAAUCACCAUCCUUAUCAUCAGGACAUACAAAGAGAUGAAGACCACCACAAACUUCUACCUGUCCAGUAUGGCCGUAUCCGACAUCAUCAUCCUCCUCUGCUUGCCCUUCGACUUGUACCGCUUGUGGAUGUCCAACUCUUGGAUCUUUGGUGGGUUCCUCUGUAAGUUCCUCUGCCUGAUCAGCGAAGGUUGCACCUACUCCACCAUCCUGCACAUCACAGCCCUGAGCAUUGAGAGGUACUUGGCCAUCUGCUUCCCUCUGAGAGCCAAAGUCUUUAUUACCAAGAGGAGGGUGAAGAUGGUCAUUGUCCUUCUGUGGGUUGUCGCCCUGCUGUCAGCUGCUCCCCUUUAUAACUUGCUGGAGAAUGUGAAGAUGAACUACACUGACACCUGGGAGUGCACCUACACCAGGUACGCCAUUGAGUCCGGGCUCCUCAACAUCAUGAUGUGGGUGACCACUGUCUACUUCUUCUGCCCUAUGCUCUGCCUGGUUGUCCUCUAUGGCUUUAUUGGCAAAAAGCUGUGGAAAAGCAAAAAUACGCUGCGGGGUCCUAACGCUGAGAACAGAGAGAAAUGUCACCGUCAGACAGUCAAGAUUCUGGUGGUUGUCGUCCUGUCUUUCAUCAUCUGCUGGCUGCCAUUUCAUAUUGGAAGAAUCAUUUACACGAACACCAAAGACUACCAGAUGAUGAAACUAUCGCAGUAUUUCAACCUGGUCGCCAUGCAGCUAUUUUACCUCAGCGCCUCCAUCAACCCGAUUCUGUACAACCUCAUCUCUAAGAAAUACAGGACUGGGGCCUACAAGCUCCUCCGGCUGGGCAGGCUGGAUGAAAGGGCCUAUAAUGUCAUUAAGGAUGAGACUGGAGGGCACACGGAGAUCAGUACAUGUAUCCAGAAGGAUUAUAUCACACACAUCUGAUGCUGCAGAAUCAGGAAGGGAGCUGGUAAUGAUGUGAUCCUCAUUCAGGAAUUAAUCAGCUACCAAACAUGAAGAGGAAAAUCCUGUGUGUUGUGUUGGGGAAAUCUCCUGCUCUAUCGCACAGUGACAAUGUGCUGCUUGUAUAAAGCACAAACAUUAUAUUAUAUGUAUAUUCAUUAUAGUACACUACCACAUUCCAUAAUGGAACGUUCAACUUAU
Molecule: messenger RNA, 1522 nt
Organism: Pseudophryne corroboree (corroboree frog)
Lineage: Eukaryota; Metazoa; Chordata; Amphibia; Anura; Myobatrachidae
Gene: MLNR
Product: motilin receptor
Exons: 2
Coding region: 236-1303 (355 amino acids)
Biological process (GO): G protein-coupled receptor signaling pathway
Cellular component (GO): plasma membrane
Molecular function (GO): G protein-coupled peptide receptor activity
Source: RefSeq, a predicted model, not a curated record